AUUGAUCAUCUUUGGAGAAAUUAUCAACAUUUUUUAAUUAGUAAUUUCGUGUGAGAAUAUUUAAUUUCGCUACUAGAUUCUAGGAAACGCUUUGAUACCACAAUUGCCCUAUAUAUAUGAGAAAGAAAACUCACUCCCGUAGAGAUUGAAGUAACUACUUUAGUUUUGCUUUUAUACCCUCUAAAAAAUGAAUCAAACAUCAUUAAAGACGAUGUUUUUGGUCACCUUUCUCCUUUUCAUCUACGGUUUGUUUAUCUCAUCUGUUUUGGCUGACAAAGGCUCGAUAAUUAACUCCGCAUGUAUUGACAUAGAUCUUUGCACAGGGUGCCUCUCAUGCGGGGGAAAGAACAUAAAUGAUGUCUACUAUGCUAUUCAAGCCCUUCUUCUCCUAAAUGUUGCCAUUAAAGCAUCACCUAUUGAUUAUCAUCAUACACUUAGACAUCCAUUUGUUCGUGUUUUUCAACAUCUUAUUAAAGUUUUAGGUCUUAAUUUUAAAUCAUUAUCGACAAAAAAGUUUCAUUGUGCUUCAUGUUAUGUUAAUAAAAGCCACACGCUAUGCUUUGGCCCAAAUUCUUUUACUUCCAAUAAACCAUUACAACUCAUUUAUUAUGAUGUUUGGGGAUUUAUUCAAAAAUCGAUUGAUGACUUUGCUUACUAUGUCAUGUUUGUGGAUCAGUACUCAAAAUAUAUUUGGUUGUAUCCUAUUACAUAUAAAUCCAAUGUCUUAAAAAUCUUCACUCAAUUUAAACUUCAAUUCCAAAAAUAUACUAACACACCCAUCGUUUCCAUAUUCAAUGAUAAUGGUGGAGAAUAUCAAGCUCUUAUACCGCCGUUCCAAUCCAUGGGGAUAUCUCAUUACACCCCUCUCCCUUACACAACCAAGCAAAAUGGCACAACUGAACGGCGCCAUCGACAUAUUGUUGAAACGGGUCUUGCCUUGCUACAUUAUGCAGGCCUCCCUCUAACCUUUUAG
Molecule: messenger RNA, 973 nt
Organism: Lactuca saligna
Lineage: Eukaryota; Viridiplantae; Streptophyta; Magnoliopsida; Asterales; Asteraceae
Source: the annotation of a GenBank genome assembly